Molecule: messenger RNA, 1633 nt
Organism: Culex quinquefasciatus (southern house mosquito)
Lineage: Eukaryota; Metazoa; Arthropoda; Insecta; Diptera; Culicidae
Product: 2-oxoglutarate and iron-dependent oxygenase domain-containing protein 3
Exons: 2
Coding region: 165-1139 (324 amino acids)
Cellular component (GO): membrane
Molecular function (GO): iron ion binding; oxidoreductase activity, acting on paired donors, with incorporation or reduction of molecular oxygen; L-ascorbic acid binding
Source: RefSeq, a predicted model, not a curated record
UGAGUGACGUAUCCAUCAGCGCGAGUGACAGACGUGGUGCGGAUCCUGGUCCCGCGAUUAUCGAUUGAUUCGCGUAAUCCUGCCAAGGGCGAAAGAAAAAUCCGUGAUUUCAUUCUCUCCGGUGGAUCCUGGGCCAGAAGCAAGCCGUCAAAAUUGUGUGGACAAUGAGCGAGUCGGGCGUACGCCAGCGGAAGAAAAGUUCCGGCGGCGGCGGCGAUGGGAAGCCUCGGAAGGUGAAGGUUCCCCAGAGCAGUUCCGGCCAGGUUUCGCAAGCGCAACAUCACCGGAUGUGGGCACGGCUGGUGCUGAUCGUGGGGAUCUGCGUCGUUGUCUACUUUACUACCUUCCGAACCAGGGAAAAGAAGUUUGCGACGCAGCGCGAGACGCUGGAACUUCGUUCGCAAAAGUUGGACUGCUCUAAGCCGUUCUUUGAGGAAAUCGCCAAAUAUUCUGGCUGCAUUCCGGCGCACUGUGGGCGGUUCGUGAGCGACAAGAUCGUUGGCGGUGCCGAGGUCGACAUUCUGUUAAAUCUUGCCAAGCAGGGCUUCCGCUUUGGAGGAAGCUCCGGUGGUGCUUCCAUAUUGGACCUUCAUUCGGGGGCUCUCUCAAAGGAGAGCCAGUUUGUCAACAUCUACAAAAUUCCAGAGGCAAAGCAAAUCUUCACCGCGGAACUCAUCAACACCUACAAGCACGUCAAGGAAAAGAUUCGCGAAGCGGUCAGCGAACAGUUCAAACUCAACAAAGAUUCCCUGCACCUGACCCAUCCGACGUUUUUCUCGCGCCUCACCAACGAAACGGCCAAAACCAUCCACGAUGAAUACUGGCACCCACACGUGGACAAGGAAACUUGGCCGGCCUUCCACUACACGACGCUGCUAUACUUGGCGGAUUAUGGCAGGGACUUCAACGGUGGCCGCUUCGUGUUCAUCGACAGUGAUGGUAAGCACAACAAAACGAACGUUUACAUCGAACCUAAGCGGGGCCGCGUCAGUGGGUUCACCUCCGGGGCCGAGAAUCUGCACCACGUGGAGCAGGUUACGAACGGGAUGCGGUACGCGAUUACGAUCUCCUUUACCUGCAACAGCGAACAUGCCAUGGCUGAUCCGCAGUUCUUCAUCGAGGAAGAUGAAGAACCUUAGAGACGCUUCCGGAAAUUUGAAAAAAGUUUCGGUGUUGUUUAAUUUGAUAGAUGCACUUUUUAUGAUUUCGUUUGCAGUAUUUUUAAACUAGAGAAUUUUAAAUUAAAACGCACUUUACCAAACUACAGUAUAGAAUUAAAGAACAAAGAGCACCUCGAGCAAUUUAUGCUACAUUUUAAUUUAUCGUUGAAUGUUCGCUUUUUUCUGCACCAAUCAAUGUGAAUUACAAUUUAGCAAUAGUAUUUAACCACAAACUGAUAUGUGAUUUAUUCAAAGUAUGUCAUUCCCAAAGUUUUAAACCAUUUAACCUUAUUGAUCUACUUAAAAUGAUUUUUUUUGAUCUUCUUGAUCAAAUUUAUAAAUUGAUUCAACACCCUCUACAAAAGGUGAUAAUUUGCCAUAAAUUUUUGAGUAACGUUGUAACUAUAAAAUUUAGUAUAAUCUUCUGAUUGUACCUUGGUUAGUCAAAUUAAAAAUGUAAUAGAAUAAAAAAA